UGGAUGGAAUCCAGUUGCGUCCAGUCCACCAUGGCUCUGGGACUGUCCUCCAAGAAAGCAUCUUCUCGCAACGUGGCCGUGGAGCGGAGGAAUCUGAUCACCGUUUGCAGGUUCUCCGUGAAAACUCUUCUGGAAAAAUACACGGCCGAGCCUAUCGACGACUCCUCGGAGGAGUUUGUUAACUUUGCAGCCAUUUUAGAACAAAUCCUCAGUCACCGUUUCAAAGCUCCCCCACCCCCAGGCCCUGUCAGCUGGUUUAGCUCUGAUGGGCAGCGGGGCUUCUGGGACUACAUCCGGCUGGCCUGUAGCAAGGUACCCAACAACUGUGUGAGCAGCAUUGAGAACAUGGAGAACAUUAGCACAGCCCGUGCCAAGGGCCGAGCUUGGAUCCGGGUGGCAUUGAUGGAGAAACGGAUGUCAGAAUAUAUUUCCACAGCCCUUCGGGAUACCCGGACCACCAGAAGGUUCUAUGAUGCUGGGGCCAUCAUGCUUCGGGAGGAGUCUGCAGUACUCACAGGGAUGCUGAUUGGGCUUAGCGCCAUCGACUUCAGCUUCUGUUUAAAGGGAGAGGUGAUGGAUGGGAAGACUCCAGUUGUGAUUGAUUACACCCCCUACUUGAAGUUCACCCAAAGCUACGAUUACUUGACUGAUGAAGAAGAGAGACACAGCGUGGAAAGCAGCACCAGUGAGGAUAACUCCCCAGAGCACCCCUAUAUGCCCCUGGUGACAGAUGAAGACAGCUGGUACAGCAAGUGGCACAAAAUGGAGCAGAAGUUUCGAAUUGUUUAUGCCCAGAAGGGCUACCUGGAAGAGCUUGUACGACUUAGAGAAUCUCAGCUAAAGGACCUAGAAGCAGAAAACAAGCGGCUGCAGCUGCAGCUGGAGGAGGCAACUGUGCAGAAUCAGCUGGAGAAGCGGGAGCUAGAAGGGGUCAUCCUGGAGCUGCAAGAGCAACUGACAGGCCUGAUCCCUUGUGAAAAUGCCCCGCUAGCCCAGGUCUCCAAGGAGCUCACUUCAUCACCACAGUGGCCAUCGCUGGGAACACUCAAUGGGAAUGAGGCAGGGAAUGACCCGAAGAUCUACCGGAGACACAGCUUUAUGAGCACUGAGCAGCUGUCUGCUGAGGCCAGCCUGAGCUCUGAUUCCCAACGGCUAGGAGAGGGCAAACGGGACCGGGAACCCUGGGGUCCCAUUGGGAAGGACCCAACGCCCUCCAUGCUGGGCCUCUGUGGCUCCCUGGCUUCCAUUCCCAGCUGCAAGUCCCUGGCAAGCUUCAAAUCCAACGAGUGCCUCGUGAGUGAUAGUCCGGAGGGCAGCCCAGCCCUGAGCCCGAGCUGAGCCAAGAACUGCCCCACCGGGCUGGACAUGUGGCCCUCCCCUCAGUUCUUGUGGAUAAUGAGGCCACCUUUCCAACCUCCACCCAUCAUCACUCCUCCCGUCCCACUGGAAGAGCCACAGCUGAUCUGGCAGCUUGGGAGGAAGGGGAGAGACAUGGGAUCAGAUCCAAAAGCUACUUGUCUGGGGAAGGCCCUGUAAUACCACUAGGAAUAUGGGAAGGGAGGAGGGGAAAGGCCCUGGAUUGAGCUCACUCUU
Messenger RNA from Vombatus ursinus (common wombat), 1593 nucleotides. It is a transcript of the gene RUNDC3A, whose product is annotated as RUN domain containing 3A. The record is from RefSeq and is a predicted model, not a curated record. Lineage: Eukaryota; Metazoa; Chordata; Mammalia; Diprotodontia; Vombatidae. The transcript has 11 exons. Bases 4 to 1338 code for a protein of 444 amino acids. Gene Ontology annotation, cellular component: cytosol.